AUGUGUAGGAAGAGGUCCAAGUGCUCCUUCUCCAGACUGGAGGUGAUCCUCAUCAGCUGCCUGACGUUGAUGAUAGUGGUGACCGUAGUGCUGCUCGUCCUCCACUUUCUCAACCAAGAGCGCCACGGCAAGUUGAAUGCCAGUGAAACCACCCCACACUACUUGCUGGGUGUGGGGCGAGCUGACUGCACAGGACCUGUGGCAGAAAUUCCUCUGAUGGGCUAUGCCAAUCCAGAGCAGGUGGGCGGCGGGCUCCUCUCACGCCUCUACAGCCGAGCUUUCAUCGUGGCAGACCCUGAGGACUCCAGGCGAGUGGUGUUUGUCAGUGCUGACAUAGGCAUGGUGUCCCAGAAGCUGAGGCUGGAGGUCCUCAAGAAGCUGAAGGCCAAGUAUGGUGACCUGUACCGGCAGGACAACGUCAUCCUCAGUGGCACCCACACGCACUCAGGGCCUGGGGGCUACUUCCAGUACACCCUCUUUUGGAUCAGCAGCAAAGGGCUCAUCAGGCCAUCCCUCAAUGCCAUCGUGAAUGGCAUUGUAAAGAGCAUUGACACAGCUCAUCAGAAUGUGAAGAAAGGCAGAAUUUUGAUAAAUAGAGGCACUGUAGAUAACAGCCAAAUCAACAGGAGCCCUUUCUCUUACCUUGAGAACCCAGCAUCUGAGCGAAGCAGGUAUGCAUCCAACACGGACAAAGAAAUGGUGCUGCUGAAGAUGGUAGACGAACAAGGGCAGGACCUAGGCCUUAUCAGCUGGUUUGCAGUGCACCCGGUCAGCAUGAACAACAGCAACCACCUGGUGAACAGUGACAACGUGGGCUAUGCCUCCUACCUGUUUGAGCAGGAGAAGAACAAGGGGAUGCUUCCUGGAGAGGGCUCCUUUGUUGCUGCCUUUGCAUCCUCCAACCUGGGAGAUGUGUCACCCAACACCAAAGGCCCCUUCUGUGUCAACACAGGGGAGUCGUGCAACAACCCACAGAGCACCUGUUCCACGGGAGGGGCAACAAUGUGCAUGGCCAAGGGUCCUGGAGCUGACAUGUUUGAAAGCACGAGAAUUAUUGGGCAAAACAUCUACUCGAAGGCAAGAGAGCUGUAUGAAGAAGCUUCCCAGGAGGUGAAAGGAGCCCUCAGUACAGCUCACCAGUGGGUGAACAUGAGCAAUGUGGCAGUGGAGCUCAACAGCACCCACAUGGUUCAAACUUGCAAACCAGCAUUAGGACACAGCUUUGCUGCAGGGACCAUUGAUGGAGUGGGAGCUUUCAACUUCACCCAAGGCUCAGUGGAAGGGGACCCAUUUUGGGAUGGAAUUCGGGACAUGCUGUUGGGAGAGCCAUCCAACGAAACCAGAGCCUGCCACCGACCCAAGCCAAUCCUCUUCAGUACUGGAGAGAUGAGUUGGCCUCACCCAUGGCACCCUGACAUCGUGGAUGUUCAGAUAGCUACCAUUGGAUCCCUGGCCAUCGUUGCUGUCCCGGGAGAGUUCACGACCAUGUCUGGACGCAGGCUACGAGAAGCUGUUGAAAGAGAAUUUGCUUCCCACGGCAGACCAGGAAUGGACAUUGUGAUCGCAGGUCUCUGCAACGUCUACACCCACUACAUCACCACCUAUGAAGAGUACCAGGCUCAGCGGUACGAGGCUGCCUCCACUAUUUAUGGGCCACACACCCUUGCCGCUUACAUCCAGCUCUACAGAGGACUGGCAAGAGCCAUUGCCACGAACACAGCCCAGGAUUUGCCACCUGGUCCAGAGCCACCACUUUUCAACGUGAGCAGCAUCACCUUGGUGCCUUCUCUGGGGGUUGAUCGUGCGCUGGCCAACAGGACGUUUGGGGAUGUGCUGCAAGAAGUGAGAGAGCAGUACCGAGUGAGCGAAGUUGCUGAAGUCACUUUUGUAGGUGCCAACCCGAGGGCUUCUGCAGAGAAUGCGACUGAACACAACUUCCUGACAGUGGAGAGGCACAACAGCACGUCAGCCACCUGGGACGUGGUGCAGAACGAUGCCUCCUGGGACACCAGGUUUUACUGGACCAAAGGCACCCUGGGUCAGAGCAAUGUGACCAUCGAGUGGCACAUUCCUGGUGGCACAGAACCAGGCCUCUACAGGAUAAGAUACUUCGGCCACUACAGGAAAAGAGCCUCCAUCUUCAACAUUGUCACUGUGCCAUUUGAAGGCACCUCUUCACCAUUUGAAGUCACAGCUCUGUAGGUGGCCUCCCUCAUUAAAGGCAU
Molecule: messenger RNA, 2225 nt
Organism: Pogoniulus pusillus (Red-fronted tinkerbird)
Lineage: Eukaryota; Metazoa; Chordata; Aves; Piciformes; Lybiidae
Product: putative neutral ceramidase C
Exons: 20
Coding region: 1-2202 (733 amino acids)
Biological process (GO): long-chain fatty acid biosynthetic process; sphingosine biosynthetic process; ceramide catabolic process
Cellular component (GO): extracellular region
Molecular function (GO): N-acylsphingosine amidohydrolase activity
Source: RefSeq, a predicted model, not a curated record